This is a messenger RNA of Aspergillus calidoustus, 1449 nucleotides long. The record is from the annotation of a GenBank genome assembly. Lineage: Eukaryota; Fungi; Ascomycota; Eurotiomycetes; Eurotiales; Aspergillaceae.
GCGGAUCUGUCAAUCACAGUUCACUACAUACUCGGAUACCCCUUUUGACUGCUGGUCAGGCUCUCAGAUUAUACUUGGGUGUACGUUGAUUGAAUCGAACAUGACGAAACUCAACAGUUUUCUGGAAAGAGGCAACGCCAAACUACCCCUGUUGCACUCUCUGACUGGUGAUGCUUUGUACGACUAUGCAUUCCUCAACUAGGGCCACCACGCCCGGGCCUCAUCGGCAGAUGGGGAAAAGUUUAUUAUGGACUUUCUUGAAGAGGAUGAGUUAAUGUGGGAGAUAGGAAAGCACUUGCUUUAUCCACCGUUGGGCCUCCCCGAGGGGAUUGGCUUGCAUAUCGCGUCUCACUUUGGACUGAAACGGUCCGCCAAAGCCCUCUUGGACAAGGGAACUUGUGUCCAAGCGAAGAGAAAGGCAGACUGGGGGCCGCAAGUUCAGAGUGAAACAGUCAUAGUUGAGCGUAUGGUACAGGCGCUAUAUCAGCAACGUGAUCGGAUAGACAGGCACAAUCUUGUGGGUUCGACACCUUUACUACGAGCCUCAGACAAUGGCCAUGGCGAUGUGGUCGAGCUGCUUAUGAACCACGGUGCCGAUAUCAACGCGAGAACAUUCAAGGGCGAAACCGCCCUAUCCCGAGCUGCGGAUAGAGGCGACAUGGCCAUGGUGUCCCAGCUGCUCAGCCUUUGGGGCGGAUGCAAAUGCUCGACUGGAACUGCACUGAGCGCAGCUGCUCACGCCGGAUACGACGCUAUAGUCCGACGACUUUUGGAGCGUGGCGCUGCGAUUGAGAUCGUUCGCCACGUGAAUACUGUUCGGCUGCUGGCCGAUCGCGGUGUCAACCUCGAAGCAAGAUCUUUUUCCUAUCGCACACCUCUGGCUAGAGCUGCAGAGGACAGUAGCUGCGAGGCCGUGGCACGAGUACUUCUCGAGAAGGGCGCAGAUAUCGAAGCCAGAGAUGAACAGGGAGAUACGCCACUGGGCAUAGCUGCUUAUGAAGGCAAUGAGAGCUUGGUACGGCUAUUUAUUGACAAAGGGGCCGAUAUUGAAAGCAAGAAUGAUGAAGGCAACACUCCUCUUUACACAGCAUCUAAUAGGCCUGCCUUUUCGCACAUAGCUCAGCUACUACUUGAGGGGCGCGAGUACAGAAGCAAGAAACAAUAAGGGGAAUACAGCCCUGUCAAUUGCCGCGAGGGGUGGUAUGGAAGACGCGGCGCGGUUGCUGCUUGCAAAAGGCGCAGAUAUCGAGGCGAGAAACAACGGUGGUGACACGCCCUUGUCUCUAGCUGCUCAGAGAGGCAAUCGGCACACAGUACAGCUGCUGCUUGAGCACGGAGCCAACAUCCGAGGCCCGGAACAACAGUGGCGAUACCGUGCUUGCUGUUGCUGGUCAGAGAGAUCGGUUGGAUGUAGUACGGGUAUUGCUGAGUUCUGGCGCCGAUCCUGAG